AUUGACAAAGCACCUAAAGACAGAGAGCAGGCAGCGCUUGCCCUUCACUGCUCCUGACUAGCUAGUGUUCUCCCGGCAUUGUUUACGGAAACAGCUCGUAAAGGGAAACCAUAAAGCUGUGGACGAUGGCCGCAAGGAUCUGGCCCCUAGUGAAACUUGCCACCAAGGUGACCAUUGCAGGGGGAGCGGUUUACGUCGCCUGUGACUCUGGUCUGCUGGGGAGCAGUGAGCAGGGCUCUGAGGCCCUGGAGAAGGCCAAAGCAGCUGUGCCACCCGCCUUACAAGACUGGAUGAAGUACUUUGGUCUGGAGGCUCAGCUACCAACCAUGCCUAAGAUUGAGUUCUCCCCGGUUAAUUCAUGGAACGCUGGAGUGCGGUGGACAAUUUCUAGCCUUUCAGAGGCCCCGACGAGAGCAUCUGAAUAUACAAAUCAGGGACUGCAGUACGUGAAAGACCUCAUCAAGUGAACAGAACCUCCCUGCUUCACUUCACCUUGUUAAUGUUUGACUUUUGCACUUGAGAACCGACAGUACUCCUCCAGAAGUAAUGCCCCCACCCACCCCCACUCCCCUCCAGAAAAGAAGACAUGAAAGGAAAGCGCUGACUGAAGAAGUGCUGAAUUUAAUUUAAAGUGGCAUUUUGUGGAAGUUGUAAAUAAAGCAGGGAAGUAAAAAAAAAUGUUUUUAAAUUGAAAAUUGCACGUUAAACCGCCACUGAUGCUCAGUACAGUUGUGUACCCCCUUCAAUCAACCUGUUCCAAAUAAUGUAUCAAAGAGAGUAUAUGAUGUAUAUAUCCAGUUUCACUAUAUUCUGGCAAUAACACCAAAUCUAAAACAA
Molecule: messenger RNA, 837 nt
Organism: Fundulus heteroclitus (mummichog)
Lineage: Eukaryota; Metazoa; Chordata; Actinopteri; Cyprinodontiformes; Fundulidae
Gene: micos13
Product: mitochondrial contact site and cristae organizing system subunit 13
Exons: 4
Coding region: 126-467 (113 amino acids)
Biological process (GO): cristae formation
Cellular component (GO): mitochondrial crista junction; MICOS complex
Source: RefSeq, a predicted model, not a curated record